Messenger RNA from Cynara cardunculus var. scolymus (artichoke), 2964 nucleotides. Its product is annotated as probable glucan 1,3-alpha-glucosidase. The transcript is spliced from 6 exons. The record is from RefSeq and is a predicted model, not a curated record. The coding region runs from base 1 to 2781 and encodes 926 amino acids. NCBI's taxonomy places the organism in Eukaryota, Viridiplantae, Streptophyta, Magnoliopsida, Asterales, Asteraceae. Gene Ontology annotation, biological process: carbohydrate metabolic process; N-glycan processing. Gene Ontology annotation, molecular function: carbohydrate binding; alpha-glucosidase activity.
AUGAAAUCUGUUGUUUUUCUCCAUUAUUUCCUGGGUUUCAUCCUCCUUGUUUCUCAUCUGAACUCUGUGUCUUCAUGGAAAAAAGAAGAAUUCAGAAACUGUAAUCAAACCCCUUUCUGCAAAAGAGCCAGAUCAAGAAAACCCCAACACUGUAAGCUCAUUGCCACCGAUGUAAUCAUCGGCGAUGGAGAUCUCACUGCGAAACUUAUCACUCCCAAAGAAUUUCAAGAAAACCCAGAUGAGGAUUCAUCAGGAAUCGCAUCAAACCCACUGAUCCUUUCUUUAUCUGUUUACGAGAAUGGGAUUUUGCGGAUGAAGAUUGAUGAAGAUGCAUCUCGGAAUCCACCUAAAAAACGGUUUGAGGUUCCUGAUGUUAUUCUCCCUGAGUUUGAAAGCAAGAAGCUUUGGUUGCAGAGGUAUACUAAACAGGUAAUUGAUGGGGAUUCUGCAGAUUCUUUUGUUGUUUAUUUGUUUGAUGGAUAUGAAGCUGUUCUUAGAAGUGAUCCAUUAGAGGUUUUUGUUAGAGAACAAAGUAGUGGUAAGCGUGUAUUAUCAUUUAACUCUCAUGGGUUGUUUGAUUUUGAACAAUUGAGGGUUAAAAAGGAAGGGGAUGAUUGGGAGGAAAGAUUUAGGAGUCAUACUGAUUCUAGGCCAUAUGGUCCCCAAUCGAUUAGUUUCGAUAUGUCAUUCUAUGGUGCUGAUUUUGUUUAUGGUAUACCUGAACAUGCCACUAGUCUUUCUUUGAAACCCACCAAGGGACCUGGGAUUGAAGAAUCUGAGCCUUAUAGGUUGUUUAAUUUAGAUGUUUUUGAGUAUCUACACGAGUCGCCAUUUGGGCUUUAUGGUUCGAUACCCUUUAUGCUUUCCCACGGGAGAACACGUGGGACUUCAGGGUUUUUCUGGUUGAAUGCUGCCGAGAUGCAGAUUGAUGUCCUCGGAUCAGGUUGGGAUGCUGAAUCUUCCAUCAUGUUGCCUUCGGAUCAAAACAGGAUUGAUACAUUGUGGAUGAGUGAAGCUGGAAUCGUUGAUACAUUCUUCUUCAUUGGCCCUAAGCCAAAAGAUGUUGUUAAGCAGUAUGCUAGUGUGACUGGAACAUCGGCAAUGCCUCAAUUGUUUGCAACUGGGUAUCAUCAAUGUCGAUGGAAUUAUAGGGAUGAAGAGGAUGUUAAGAAUGUGGAUUCAAAAUUUGACGAAUACGAUAUUCCUUAUGAUGUUUUAUGGCUUGAUAUUGAGCACACGGAUGGCAAAAGAUACUUCACGUGGGAUAAGGCUCUUUUUCCAAACCCUGAAGAGAUGCAAAAGGAUCUGGCUUCAAGGGGUAGGAGAAUGGUUACUAUUGUGGAUCCACAUAUAAAGAGAGAUGAAAAUUAUCAUAUACACAAAGAGGCUUCGAAGAAUGGGUAUUAUGUGAAGGAUGCAAGUGGUAAGGAUUAUGAUGGAUGGUGUUGGCCUGGAUCCUCUUCGUAUAUAGAUAUGGUUAAUCCGGAUAUAAGAUCGUGGUGGGCUGACAAGUUUGCUUACACGCAGUAUGUUGGUUCAACUCCAUCCUUGUAUAUUUGGAAUGACAUGAACGAGCCUUCCGUAUUCAACGGCCCAGAGGUGACCAUGCCUCGAGAUGCUUUACAUUAUGGAAAUAUUGAGCACCGAGAGUUGCAUAACGCCUAUGGUUACUACUUCCAUAUGGCUACAUCCGAUGGACUUUUGAAACGUGAAGGAGGAAAUGAUCGGCCUUUUGUUUUAUCGAGAGCGUUUUUUCCUGGGACGCAGAGGUACGGGACGGUUUGGACCGGAGACAACACAGCAACGUGGGAGCAGCUUAGGGUUUCGGUUCCAAUGAUUUUGACACUUGGCCUUACCGGGAUAACGUUCUCUGGUGCCGAUGUUGGUGGGUUCUUUGGUAAUCCCGACAGCGAGUUGCUUGUUCGUUGGUACCAAGUUGCUGCUUAUAUGCCGUUCUUUAGGGGCCAUGCCCAUCAUGAUACGAAAAGACGAGAACCUUGGCUAUUUGGGGAACACAAUACCAAGUUGAUGAGGGAUGCCAUACGUGUACGAUACACAUUGCUUCCAUAUUUCUACACGCUAUUUAGAGAGGCAAACGUGAGCGGAGUCCCGGUUACUCGUCCUAUGUGGAUGGAAUUUCCCGAUGAUGAAGCCACUUUCAACAACGAUGAGGCUUUCAUGGUCGGAAAUGGCCUUCUAGUCCAAGGAGUGUAUACCGAGCAUGCAAAAGAUGUAACGGUUUAUCUUCCAAAGGAUCACACUUGGUAUGAUCUUAGAAGUGGUACCGCAUAUAAAGGAGGCAAAACCCAAAAGAUUGAGGCAGCGGAUGCAAUCCCGGUUUUUCAAAGGUCGGGAACGAUAAUUCCCAGGAAAGAUCGGUUCCGUAGAAGCACCGUACAAAUGGAGAACGAUCCAUACACUUUGGUGAUUGCGGUCGAUAGUUCGGGAGAGGCGGAAGGCGAACUUUAUAUCGAUGAUGGCAAGAGCUAUGAGUUCAACAAGGGCGCAUAUAUUCAUCGGCGUUUCGUAUUUUCCAACGGAACGCUUACGUCCGUAAACUUAGCCGCUGGAACCCAAUUCUUGUCCGACUGCACCAUUGAGAGGAUCAUAUUGCUAGGACACUUGUCCAAACCGAAAAGUGCACGGAUCGAGCCAUCAAACCAUGCUGCUGAAGUUGAGCUCGGUCCUCUCCAGAUUCAGUCGAAGAUUAGAUCGUCGGUUUUGACCAUCCGUAAGCCUAAUGUUCGGGUUUCCGAUGAUUGGACCAUAAAACUUUUGUAGGCUGUUAUGAUUGAUUAUUUCCGUGGCCGCCGUGAAGUUUGUAGCAAGUGGUUGAUUAAAUGAGUAACUUGUAACAGCUAGCUUAUUGCUCAUGUGGUCGACUCUCUUUUAGUAACACCUUAACCUUUUCUUUAUUCUGCGUUGCAUUUUCUAUAAGAAUGGUAAACGACUUACAUUUUGGGA